AAAUAUAAUCAUUAUUUUUAACAUCAAUUAAUAGAUCUAUCAAAUUGUAUUAUUAUUGUAGUAGUCUCUAAAUCCGAUGACAAUGUCUACCAAAAUUGCUAAAGUAUUUAAAGCAGUGGUAAUAUUGAUAUCGAUUUCUGAUAUCAUAAGUUGCAGUUCAUUGUGUGAAUCUUUGGCACCCAAUGGCACAUAUCGGGGCUCACGUAUGUACAGACACUGGUCGAGUGUAGAGACAGGGCACCUGGAUCAAUUGAUGUUAUAUACCAGAAUUAAUACUACAACAACACAUGAGUGGCAAUUGAUCAUUAAUGAGACCACUAUAGCGGUGAAUGAGUCGACAUUCAAAUCGCUGGACACACCGAUUGUCAAUAGAUUUGGUGCUAUAUUUAAGUUUCAAUACACAGUAGUCCGUGAAGAAGACAGUUAUUACUGUUAUACUACUUUUACAGAUUCUAAUAGUACUAAACUGAUAACCAAAUGUGAACUCUCAAAACCACAUUCAGAAUUCAUAGUCCAUGAAAAUACAUUUGACUUUAACUAUUCGUCAAACUCUAUCAUAUUUAGUCCACGAGUUGUCAAAUGGACUCAAGAUCUAGAUCUCACAUAUCAUAUGAAAUCAGAUGCGAAGAUUGCAAAGAACCAAAGUGUAAACAACCGAUAUUUUUAG
Messenger RNA from Oppia nitens, 667 nucleotides. RefSeq lists its product as uncharacterized. The transcript is spliced from 3 exons. Lineage: Eukaryota; Metazoa; Arthropoda; Arachnida; Sarcoptiformes; Oppiidae. The coding region runs from base 77 to 667 and encodes 196 amino acids. The record is from RefSeq and is a predicted model, not a curated record.